This is a messenger RNA of Candidula unifasciata, 345 nucleotides long. The record is from the annotation of a GenBank genome assembly. Lineage: Eukaryota; Metazoa; Mollusca; Gastropoda; Stylommatophora; Geomitridae.
AUGGAGGGAAAACAAUACGUCACCAUUAUCUGCUGUCUACUGGUGGCCAUCUUGAGCACAGUCUGUCACAGCCAAACAUGGCGGCCCCAGGGAAGGUUUGGCAAACGCCUCAGUCCAAGUCGGGUUUCUGCUGAAGCGAAGAUGACACAUCAUCCGUCACGUGGCUUCUCCAGCUUUCACGACAUUCCUGUAGAGAUGUUCUUUACCGAAACAGAAGUUGAUCAGAUGAAGUUCAAACCGAGGCUCUGUUCCGUCUCCGGUCUUCGUGGAUACCCCGUCUGUAAUUUCGAGACGACUUCAUCUCGGAGAGACACUGAUGACCUCAGCAAAUACCUGGACAUAUGA